This is a messenger RNA of Nylanderia fulva, 1442 nucleotides long. RefSeq lists its product as uncharacterized. The record is from RefSeq and is a predicted model, not a curated record. NCBI's taxonomy places the organism in Eukaryota, Metazoa, Arthropoda, Insecta, Hymenoptera, Formicidae.
AUUAUUAAAGCGUGCUACCGGAAAUGUUGCUCUCUUUCGUUCCAUACGUGAAUCGCUUACAACUUCCCUUUGUGCAUUGAGGAACACUUCCGGUAAUCCGCGAGCAUCGCGUUGAUUGUUCGGGGGCAAUCUGGUGGCUAUUACGGUCCUGAUUGGAGGUCGGAAGUCGAAGGUUGAAAGGCAAUAUAGCGGUGUGGUAGAUAAUACUCACACACACUCGCAUAUCAGUCUUGCAGCCGGCGGUGGUGGGCACGGUAUACGUAAAUGGCGCAGGAAAUUCCUGAGACGACGUACGAGCCGGAAGUCGAAGAGGACGCGAGGAGAAAGCGCGAACGCCGGGUCGUUCAGGAGGGUACGGCGUUGUGGAGGCGACGGAAGGAGGAGCUGCAACGUCAAAAGCAUCGCGAACAACGUGAGUUGCAGAAAAUUCUGGCCAGUUACUCGCCGUGGGGUAAACCGGGUGGCGGCGCGCCCUGUGCGGCGACUCUAAGGAAGAAAAACGUACCCCUGGAGCCGCCUGAGCUGCCGAGGAGAUGUCACAGUUACGGUCAGCUGCUGCAUCCUGCGCCGUGGGGACGUCCUGGUCCUGGCGGAGCUCCUUGGAGGGAUCCCAAGUUGCUGGGCGCGCGCUUCCUCGAAUCCAUGGGUUGGACGAGCAAUUCGAUCAUCGACAGGCUAUAUAACAGGAACAAGAAUCCUCUGGCUGUUGAGGACAUGAAUAAAUUCUACGAUGACAGGGCAACGCCAGGUAUUGCAUCGGAAACACAACCGUUCCAGGAUUCGAGGAAUCUCUACAAUGAGGAGGUUCAGGUGUACGAGCUCACGGGUGGUGUCGAAUUGGUACCUUUGUUAACCAGCAGACGUUAUCAAUCGCAUCCGCAGACCACACGCUACCUUGUCACGGAUGCCACUCGUCCGGGAUACACGAUAGAGUCGCUUCGCGCGCUCGGCUUGGGCAAUCGGGAAUACAUCGCGGAUCUCGCCGAGCAGAUACGACGUAAACGGGACAGGGCGAUGGAGGAACGGCGAAUCGAACAGGAGAGUUGUCGCAGGCACUUCGAUACUUGGAAAAGGCUAUGGGGUAGACCGGGUCACGGUGCCCCCAUAGAUCACGCCCAACGGAACAAUCUCUAUAACAUCCUCCAUCGCUCGGCUAUCUAUUGAAUUUUCUCGUAAAGCGUUUCGCCUUCAGUGUUAAAGCGGAGGAGACUUCGUCUCUGUAAUGCUGCAUUUUAUUAUACAAAACGAAUAAGAUGGCUAUUAGAUACCGACGACGCGAAUACAAGAUCAGCCGUAAGGGAUGCUAGCUAGGCGUAAACAGUUCUUCAUUCUCUCCGAAGUAAAUGUGCAUAACGUACGUAAUAACAUCGUCCCCGUAUGUGAGCUGCUCAUUCAGGUAACUGUAACACAAUACUACAUUUAAAUAAAAUAUAGGUGCUUAA